Messenger RNA from Closterium sp. Naga37s-1, 2217 nucleotides. The record is from the annotation of a GenBank genome assembly. Lineage: Eukaryota; Viridiplantae; Streptophyta; Zygnematophyceae; Desmidiales; Closteriaceae.
AUGCUUGCGCCAGUCGCAGAACGGGGCGCCGCUGCAGGGGCUUCGGGGGCAUGGCAGGGGGGAGGGGAGGGGGGGCAGUGCGCGGAUCUGGGGGAGGAGGAGCGCGGAGGGAAAGAAAGGGGGAGUGGCGCGGGCGAGCAGUACCUCCCUCGCAUGCUCUCCACCUCCCUCUCCCCUCUCUUUGGAUUCUCGCUCUCUCCCUCCGCCCCACCGCCCUCCCCCUUCUCGCAGCGCAUAAUGGCGGCGCUGCCAGCGGGGGAGCAAGCAGGAGGGGCGGGGGGGCAGGUGACAUACGCGGACCUGCAGAGGGCCGAUGCAGCGUGGCUCGCCCUGCGCUCCGCCCCGCCUGGUGGGUGGGUGUGGCCACCUCCCUUGCUCCCUCGCUGCGCCGCAUCAACAAUGAAUCUCGUUUCCCCAUGUGCCAUGCGCCAUUCAUGCCUCAUCUUGUGCUCUCACCUCCAUCCCUCCAUGCCACUAUUCCAUCGCUCCGUGCCAGGUCCCCCCACCACUUCCUCCCCUCAAGUGGUUGUGCGCAAGCCUGGGAACAGCAGCAGCAGCGGCAGUGAGGGAGGAGGGGCGGCAGGGGCGGCGUCGGAGGUGGAGGUGGUGGUGUGCGGCGGCACGCUGGGCGUGUUCGUGGCGGUCAGCCUGGCGCUGCGAGGGCAGCACGUGGGCAUCGUGGAGCGCGGCACUCUGCGCGGGCGCGCGCAGGAGUGGAACGUGUCACGGAGGGAGGUGCAGGAGCUGGUGGCUAUGGGCGUGCUCACAGCCGAGGAGGUGGACGACGCCAUCACUGUCACCUUCAACCCCUGCCGCUGUGGCUUUGCGGGGGGCGAGGACAUGUGGGUGAGGGACAUCCUCAACCUCGGCAUCUCCCCAGCGCGGCUGAUAGAGGCGGCGAAGCAGCGCUUCCUCGCCCUGGGGGGGGUGCUGCUGGAGGGCGUGGCACUCACCUCACUGAACGUCUAUGAUGACGCUGCUGUGCUCCACUUCGCAGACCCAUCUGUGCCGGCCCUGAAAGCGCGGCUGGUUGUGGACGCCAUGGGGCAUGCCUCGCCCAUCGUUAGACAGGCACGGUGGGGGCAAAAGCCAGAUGGUGUGUGUCUGGUGGUGGGCACGUGUGCGCGAGGCUUCCCCCCGGAGACCAACAGCACGGGGGACAUCAUCUUCACCACCUCGCCCACCAUCUCCCUCGGCAAGUCGCCGCUGCAGCUCUUCUGGGAGGCGUUCCCAUCAGGGUCGGGUCCCAGUGACCGCACAACGUACAUGUUCUCUUACAUGGACGCCCAGCCUGAGCGCCCGUCACUGGAGGCCAUGCUCGACCUCUACUGGCACCUCAUGCCGCCCUACCAGGGCAUUGACUCCAUAGACUCGGUGGAGGUGCAGCGAGUGCUCUUCGGUUUCUUCCCCACCUUCCGAGACAGCCCUCUCUGCCCUGCCUUUGACCGCGUCAUCCAGGUGGGCGAUGCCAGUGGCAUCCAGUCGCCACUCUCCUUCGGUGGCUUCGGAGCCAUCACACGCCACCUCGGCCGCAUCACUGAUGGCCUGGUGGAAGCCUUGAGUGCGGACUUGCUCACCCGAGAUGCGCUUGCAAGCAUCAACCCAUACCAGCCGAACCUGAGUGGGGCAUGGCUGCUGCAGCGUGCCAUGUCAGCGCGCGUGGGGUCGUCCCCUCCACCUGACUUCAUCAACACGCUGCUCGCCACCAACUUCGCCGCAAUGCAGGACGUGACACAGUUCGCCCCGCUCGCCCUCACAAUGGGCUCCAUGGUCGUCACGCGCCCCUCGCUGCUGCCCACCAUCUUCCUGCAGGUGGGCCCCGUGCCCCUGCUGGACUGGCUGCAGCACUUCAUCGCCCUCGCUGCCUUCUCUGCUCUGCACCACCUCGCCUCCGCGCUCUCCCUCAGCCUCUCUCCAUCACCAGCCUCUCUCCAUCACCAGCCUCUCUCCAUCACCAGCCUCUCCCUCACCAGCCUCUCUUCUCAAAUGUGUCCUUCAGAUGUUCUCUCCUCAGGUGUUGCUCUCCCUCUGCUGCCCAUUGCUAAUUCCUACAGCCAUGCCUCCCCACCCCCUCAUCCCAUCCCCCUGCUGCCAACCCCCUCCACCCCUCUCAUACGCAGCGAGGCCGUGGCCUCUCUGCCGCCCCGCCAGCGCUUCUUCUGGAGCCGCCGCCUCGAGGCCUGGCAGUUUGGGUCGGGCCUGGACUACCACCUCUAG